Messenger RNA from Dothidotthia symphoricarpi CBS 119687, 879 nucleotides. RefSeq lists its product as uncharacterized. The record is from RefSeq and is a predicted model, not a curated record. The transcript is spliced from 3 exons. Gene Ontology annotation, cellular component: nuclear exosome (RNase complex); cytoplasmic exosome (RNase complex). The coding region runs from base 1 to 879 and encodes 292 amino acids. NCBI's taxonomy places the organism in Eukaryota, Fungi, Ascomycota, Dothideomycetes, Pleosporales, Dothidotthiaceae. Gene Ontology annotation, biological process: TRAMP-dependent tRNA surveillance pathway; nuclear polyadenylation-dependent rRNA catabolic process; U5 snRNA 3'-end processing.
AUGCCUCGCGAAGCUGAGAUCUCCAUCAAUGAGCGCGACUUCAUCAAGCAGGCCCUGUCAGAGCAGAUCCGGCUCGACGGACGCGCCUUUGAUGCAUUUCGCCCGCUGGAGCUAACUUUUGGAGAUGAAUAUGGCGUCGCCGACGUGCAGCUGGGCAAGACGAGGGUCGUUGCUCGAAUCUCAGUAGACGUGACGACGCCCUUACCUGAGCGCAAGUUCGAUGGCAUCUUUCAAAUCGUCACAGAGUUCUCGCCCAUGGCUUCUCCCGCCUUUGAGGUUGGAAGACCCACAGACUCAGAAGUCAUCCUCUCACGAAUCCUCGAGAAAGCUAUUCGCCGCUCAAACGCCCUCGAUACCGAAUCGCUAUGCAUCAUCGCUGGUCUGAAGUGCUUCGCCCUCCGCGCUGACGUACACAUCAUCGACCACGAUGGAGGACUCAUUGAUGCUUCCUGCAUCGCAGUCAUGGCUGCUCUACAACACUUCCGAAGACCAGACGUAUUGGUGGAGGGUGAAAAAGCAACUAUCCUCAGUGUUCGCGACCGUGAACCAAUACCUUUGUCCAUCCUCCACCAGCCGCUCUGCGUGACCUUCUCAUACUUUGAGGAAGGAGAGAUCUUUUUGGUCGACGCGAAUCUGGCUGAAGAGCAGGUCCGGCAGGGGGAAGUCAUCAUCACCAUGAACAGGCAUGGCGAAGUCUGCCAGAUUGCAAAGUACGGCGGAGCUACGGUGAACCCAUUGGCUUUGCUCAACUGUACCAACAUUGCGCUGCAGAAAGUCAAGGAGAUGAGCAAGUGGAUCGAACAGAAGCUUAACGAGGAUGCCAAGAAGAGAGACGCAGGAGGCUUGCUGGCCGAGCUCAGUGCUGAAAACGCCAGAUGA